Molecule: messenger RNA, 988 nt
Organism: Loa loa (African eye worm)
Lineage: Eukaryota; Metazoa; Nematoda; Chromadorea; Rhabditida; Onchocercidae
Exons: 6
Coding region: 1-909 (302 amino acids)
Source: RefSeq, a predicted model, not a curated record
AUGACAGUAUCAGGAAAAAGUUCUAAUCGAAUGCUAGGUUCUGGAAAACAACUUGGUCCACGUACCGCCGAUCCAGGAAAGUUGAAAGGCAAGAAAUUGUUUUCUACAACGCUGAUUUUCGGCAGAUUCAUCUCUGAGCUCAAUAUUUCCCCAUGUUUUCAGGACAUCGCUCGAGAAAUUUGGCCUUCAGAUGGUGGUUGUAUUGAGUUAAAUCGAAAAGAACUGAAACGCUUUAUUACAAACAAUGAAGCUAGAAGGCUUAGUGGAUCGAAACUGAGUAGACAUGUGGCUGGCGGAAGUUCGCUGGAAUAUGCCAGUGAUAGUACGAUGCAACAUACUUCAAGAGAUGACAGUACGCUAACCAGUAUCCAGUCUUUCAAUUCAGUGUACAGAUCAGAUCUUUAUAAAGUAUGUCAACACAAAGAAAAAAGUUUAACUAAACUUAGUCGUACGGCACUUAAUACCGAUAGCAAUAAGGAUGUUAAAGCACAACAGCAACUUCAUGUGCAAGGGAAUUUUGCGCAACUUAACAAAGACGCAUCAUCAGAUAUAAGUAUGACAACAAUAACUGAGUCACCUGAAACACUGAUCAGUAGUGAAACAACAGAUCUCACAAGCCCAACUGCUGAUGAAUCUUCGUCAAACAAAAACGGACAACCGACUGGAGCUCGUAAUUUUAUACAAAACAGGGGAGAUCAACUGGUUCCAACAAUGAAACCCGAUGGUACCAUUGUUAUACCGGGAGUUGUGCAUGUGGACAAUUUUGAAAGCUUAAAUGGCGUUGUGCUGAAAUUGAAAGUGCUCAUCAAGAGUUCGAAGGAAUCGAGGCGACUCAGUUUAAACAUUAACUGCCCAGACUUCAAGCCAAGAUCGGUCAAAGUGAAUGGAAUCGAAACUCAUAUCCUUUAGAAGACAACAUACUUCAGAACUUCCUAAAUAUGUUCCGAGGAAUACUCCAAUAAAAAGCCUUACGAAUUCUUUAAAAAUA